This is a messenger RNA of Effrenium voratum, 822 nucleotides long. The record is from the annotation of a GenBank genome assembly. NCBI's taxonomy places the organism in Eukaryota, Dinophyceae, Suessiales, Symbiodiniaceae.
UGGCUCAAGCCCCAUAAACAAAACUGCCAUGGCGUCUUCAGGCCGCCCCGCACGGGCGCUGUUGCUGGCCUUGCUCGGGCUGUCGCCCGUGUUCCUGGCCCCUCAGAAGGCAGUGCCAGCUCAAGCUGCUGAGGAGCUGUCGCGGCGGGCGGCUGCUGCCCCGCUGCUCGCGACCCUCGCGGCGUUGGCGGGAGGCGAGGCUGCCCACGCACAAGCGGCCAACGUGGCUCCCAGCUUGCCGACUGUGGAUGUGCCAGAUCGUAUCAACGCAGACCCGUAUGAGCUCAUCGGCAUGGACAAUAUUGACGAUAAGAAGGAGGACUACCGGACCUUCUACAUGAAGCAGAAGUAUCGCCAGGACACCUACCAGGUGAUGAAGCACAUGAAGAUCUCGGCCUCCUUGGACAAGGGCACGCCCAACAUGGAGAAAUGGAACACGCGCGUCAAGAAGGAGAUGAACGACUGGCUCGCCAUCUAUCGUCGUCAGAACCUUUCUGUCGGCAGGCAGAGCUACUAUUCCCUGUACUCGGCCAUCAACACCCUGGCUUCGCAUUUCACGUCCUAUGGUCCGAAGUUCCCGUUCCCCAACAAGCGAAGGCCCCGAUUCUUCGAGCUGUGCCAGCAGGUGGAGAAGUACUUGGAGAAGGGCAAGUGAGAUGCGACGUAUGACGGCAUGUUUGACACGGUACGGGUAUAAGUCUUGCAGAAGGACCGCAGGAUGCAGGCAGCUUUUGGUCCAAUAUAUCCACAGGCCCGGCCUAGUUUGCUUGGGCAAGUUUUCUCACCAUGUUUUUCGCACGGUGCUUGUGGAGUCAAGUAGCC